GAUGGCGCGGGACCGGAAGUCGAUCCAAACGGCUGUGUGAUGUGUGAGCGGCAUAAGGUCCACGUCUUCCUGGGCGCUCCUCGUGUGGCCUCAGAAGCUGUGGCUGAUGCUGUGUGUCCCUCUGCUGGAUGGACAUGUCUGCAGCUCUGCUGGCAGGAUGGAAGACUGCAGCCUGCAGCCGAGAAACUUGGAGGUCGCGUCAGGUCAGGGAAGGAAGGAACAGACUGGAGGAGCACAGAGGAUGACCCCCAUCAGGACAGUUCAACCCCAAAACCUGGUCAGUCCAGAGAGUCUUCAGGAGACCGUGGACCACCUGUGGGAUCGGAACACAAAUGCAUCAGUGAAGAUGUUUUCUGCUCUGAAGGUCACAGACACGGUGGAGGAGAAGAAUCCAGAACCAUAAACAAGGAUCAGUGUUCAGCUAGUCUUCAUGAGUAUUUGGACACCUGUUUCCCUGCACAGAAACCAGAAACUGGGCCACAUGAACCAGAAGCUUCCCCAGAUCAGUCUCAGCAGCCGUCGUUUCCGGCCGUUCAUCUGUCGGUUCAAAGUCAGUAUCUGGCCACAUGGACUCUGAGCCAGGCUUUGAUUCUGAGGAGCUGCUGCAACAGCCAAUCAGAAACUAGUCCAGAGAAAACCCUGCAGACCUCAUCCAAGUGCCCCCAACCAUCACAGCCUGAUUCAUCCAGCACUCCAGAGCUCUUCAGCCCGGCAGCACCCAACCAGUCACCUGGAACCACCCAGCCAGGUUCUGCUGAACUCUUCAGCCAACCUACCAUGACCCCGUUAGUGAGAGAAAGGGGCUCUGUCCUUCAGAGGACCGUGGACGGGAUGCUCUGCUCUCAGGGGGUGGACCAGCAGGAGCAGGCGGGUGCUGAACCGAAUAAGACCUCAACUGCCAACGAGUCACAUUCCCUGUCCCCGAACUGCAAGAAAGCUCGAAUGUCUGCAGACCACCAGGCUGAAGCUUCUGCAGAUACUUCAGGUGAUGCUGCUGCCGCUAGAUUCCGAGAUCCCACCACACGUCUGGUGAAGUGUGACCAGCCGGGAGGGCAGCACUCUGUUCUGGUGGUGGUGGUUCACCCCUGCCACCUGAAGGAGGUCAGGGUUAAAUCUGGACCAUGUGCCAGAUCCUUGGUUCCUCUGGCGUCCAUCGUGGUGACAGACCAAUCAGGUGUAGAGAUGAAGGUAGUGUUGUGGCGGCGGGCAGCGUUCUGGGUGUUGACAGUCGGUCCUGGAGACAUUCUGCUCAUCACAGCUCUGCAGGUGAAAGAAGACCGAUGGCGAGGAGAGAUGCUGCUGCAGUCGACCUGCAGCAGCAAACUGCUGCACCUGGGACAGAUCACAGCCUCCACAUCACCACCAGUCCCUCGCCAUGUCAGCCCUUCCUCUUUGAACUCUCUCUGUGUGUUUCUCCGGGAGAAACGCCCCCUGCUGGUGUCUCUGCCACUUCGCACCCCUCAGGACUUGAGCCGCCUGCCAUACGCCCCCCUGAGGUCACUUCAAGUCAGUACACUGGUGCAUGCUCUGCUGUGUGUCACAAGUUCACACCUGAGCACAGAGCCUGACUGCAGGUCGGCUGUGCUUUCUGUGGAGCAGCCAGGUUGCCAGCAGGGGGCGUUGCUGCUGUGGGGAUCAGCUGUAGACUGGCUGCUCCGCUUCAGAGACAGAGCUGCUGUCUGGGACUUCAGGUUUCUCUUGGUGAGGGAAGGCUUGACCUCUGACCUCCCAGAGCUGCACUCCACCCCCUGGAGCUCAGUCCGACCUGUGGAUCCGGCUGAUCCACGAAUGCAGAAGUUUGUCCGCCUGCCGUUUGUAGGACCCGGAGGGGGCGUCAGCCUGGACCUGGAUCUGGACACACUGCUGUCCCAGAAAUACAGUGGUGAGGUCGAGCUCAAAGUCCAGGUCACCACCUUUCAGUUCCAGUAUGCCUCGCCUUCCCAGAAUGCACCUUGGCAGGUCCUGGACGGCUUUACUCCUCUGUCUGCAAUCUUAGUGGUUCUGAGCAGUGAUGUCACCUACACUGGCUGCGGCCGUUGUUCUGCCGAGCUCGGCACAGACGCCAACGGCAUCUACGUCCCGUGUUACCCGUGCCUGCCGUGCACCGCCGUACGCUGCUACUACCGGCCUGCAGUGUUGACAGUGAGUGGGCGGGGCUCCCAGGUGCGCGUUCAGGUUCCUCCUGUUCCACUACAAAAAAUCCUCGAUGCUGCACCUGACAAACUGCUCAGGAGCUCAGGUCCAGGCUCCGAGGUCAGACUCAUCCUGGUGGCGGCGGAGAGAAUCCAGACCCUGCUGGCCCUCCCCAGAAAAACCUUUACCAUCACUAUUCAGAGCCACUUCCUGUGCGACGAGAACAGCAUCCCUCUGAGUCAGGAAUUCACACUGCUGGACCUUCAGUUCCCCCGGUAACGGGCUGUAAAUGUACAAAAGCUGGUGUGGUGUGAAGGAGGUCUGGUUUGACAGAGUGGCUGAAGGUUCCUGGGUGUGUCCCUCAUGCUCCUCCAGGCUGGUUUAGAUGCUGUCAUCCUCCUGGCGGAGCAACACGGCACUCAGCCCCCAUUAGACAUGUCAGGUCCGGGAGCGUUCACUGGUGCCGCCUCCUCCACACUGUGGAACCGCCCCGGGUCCUGGGUGGCGACCAUGCAGUCUGACGUUGUACACGCUGUCUAUCAGCUGAUGAGUGGCGUUCCUCGUCUGGGGAUCCGUGGUGAUUUUG
Thalassophryne amazonica is the source of this 2719-nucleotide messenger RNA. RefSeq names its product shieldin complex subunit 2 (gene shld2). The transcript is spliced from 11 exons. NCBI's taxonomy places the organism in Eukaryota, Metazoa, Chordata, Actinopteri, Batrachoidiformes, Batrachoididae. Gene Ontology annotation, cellular component: site of double-strand break; nucleus. The record is from RefSeq and is a predicted model, not a curated record. Gene Ontology annotation, biological process: regulation of double-strand break repair via homologous recombination. Bases 40 to 2412 code for a protein of 790 amino acids.